This is a messenger RNA of Fusarium tjaetaba, 1713 nucleotides long. RefSeq names its product beta-lactamase 2. The transcript has 4 exons. Lineage: Eukaryota; Fungi; Ascomycota; Sordariomycetes; Hypocreales; Nectriaceae. The record is from RefSeq and is a predicted model, not a curated record. The coding region runs from base 1 to 1713 and encodes 570 amino acids.
AUGUUGUUCUCUCAUUCUUUACCUAGCCUCUUCACUCUUUUCGCUGGUCUUCAGCACGUCGUUAACGCUACGCCACGAUAUUGUCCACCUUACGGCCCUGUUUUGCCUGCGCCACGACAAGCCAGUCAGCAUCCUGCCGUGCAAUAUGCCGUUGGUACCAUUACCACUGUUCUGAAGGGACAGACCGCAGGCUUCAAUCUCUCUGGUGUCUCCGUUGGAGUCAAAUCCGUUUACGAGGAUGAGCCUUUACUCGACUUUCACUACACGCCUUCCAUCAUGAAUCCGAAGGAAGGUGUGAAGAAGAUCAACGCAAGUACUGUCUAUCGUCUCGGAAGCAUUUCAAAGGUGUUCACAGUUCUGGCGGCUCUGCGCCUGGCUGAGGAUGGGGUGUUGAGCAUGAAUGAUCCUGUUACUCGUUGGAUUCCAGAGCUUGCUCAUCCUCAUAAGCCUCAUUCUGGUGAUGACCUUGAUGUUAUUCACUGGGGUGACAUCACAGUUGGCGACGCUGCAGCGCAUCUGUCGGGCCUGGGUGGCGAUAUGACCACUGAUAUCUCUGCUUUCCCAUUCAACUGGGAAGCUCUUGGCCUCCCGAAGCUGUCGGAAAAUAAGAAGAUUCCAUCUUGCAAAGGUCUCCCUGGAGCUCCAGUCUGCACCAGAGAAGACUUACUCACCAUCUUCAAAUUCUACCGCCCUCCCGUCUACCAACCUAGCCAAUCGCCAGUCUACUCCAACGCAGGAAUCAGUCUCGUCGGUCUUGUCGUUGAGGCAGCAUCUAACAAGACCUUUGACGCCGCUAUCAAGGAUUUGGUCUUGAAGCCUCUAGACCUGGAGCGGACAUACUCUGGUAUUGUCCCAGAGAACUCGGAGAAUAUUGCCGGCGCCAUGGGCUCUAGCACCGCCGAUAUGCUAUCUUUCAUGACCAGUAUCCUCAAGAACAAAGCGCUCUCCCCGCCCAAUACCCGCCGCUGGCUCAAGCCAAACACUUUCACAUCAACUUGGAGCGCUUCAGUUGGGUCGCCUUGGGAGAUCUACCGCAUCGACAACUUGACUUCCGACGGUCGCAUCAUUGAUCUAUACACGAAGGGUGGUACCCUGAGCGGCUAUCAAUCUGGUAUGGCCAUGAUUCCUGACACUGGCCUCGUCGUGUCUGUCCUUGGCGCGGGACCAGAAGUCUCGAGUGUUUGGGCACAGCUCGCGACCCUCAAUAUCGUCGAGGCGCUGAUUCCAGCUAUGGACAUGGCAUCUCGGGAUGAAUCCAAAGCUCGCUUCGCUGGAAGUUAUGUCGACAAGCAGACGGGGUCUUCGCUUACCAUCUCAUUGGAUGAGGGACCUGGUCUGGUCUUGAGUAAGUGGACUGCCCGAGGCUUCGACGUCCUACCCAACUUGAACCGCUUCCAGCCUGGGCGAUAUAACGAUACCACUGACUCAGGCAUCAAGAGUGUUCGACUAUACCCUACUGGUAUUGAGAACAAGUCUCGCGCCGCAUGGAGAGCUGUGUUCCCAACACUCCGUGACAAAGAAGCGGAGAUGAUCGAAGGUCUGACCAAGGUCAAGGAUGUGACGUGCAUUACUUGGCAUAUGCUCGAUCGUUUCAUUUACAAUGGCCUUUCUAUGGAUCACUUUGAGUUUGAGUAUGGAAAGGAUGGGAAAGCUGUUAGUAUCAAGUCCAAGGCGUUUGAUGUUGAGAUGAAGAGAGUGGAGAAGAAACCUUGA